AUGGCGUCUGAUGCAGUGAAAGAAGACGAAGAGAGAGUGUUACUUACAGAAGAAGAAUGGUUUGUUGCUGAGGCUAUGGAGAAAUUGGGCCGGCCCGAGUGUUUUGGGCCACGUAGGUUUCGCUAUCGUGGUUCACCCUCGGCCAAGGCACACUCUAUUAUAUAUACUGGUCCCACGCUGGAACCCCUACGCCAAGCAAUGCAAGACCCCACCACUUCCGACGCCGAUCACCGCCACCACCACGAAACCACGUCGUCGUUUAAGCGAGCCACUGCUGCCACCACCCACCGCUCCAAGCGCCCCGUCUUCAAGGUCCUCCCGGGGCAGAUCGCGUUCCGCCUCGUGUGCCACGCCUCUAUCGUCGGGGGCCUCAUUGGGAGCUCCGGCUCCAUCGUCUCCCAGCUCCGCCGCGAGACCGCCUGCAAAAUCCACUGCGAGGACUCCCUCUCCAGCGGCGAGGACCGCGUCAUCCUCGUCAUCGGCUCCCUCUCGCCCCUCAAGGGCCUCCAACUCGGCGACGGCGAGGUCGACGUCUCCAACGCGCAGGAAGCCGUCGUUAGGGUUUUCGAGAGGGUUUGGGAGCUUGAGGCCGAGAAAGGCGUUAAUUCUAACAGAGCCGUUAACGGUGAGGUCUUUUCCAAGUUGCUUGCGCACACUUCGCAGAUUGGUGCUGUUGUUGGCAAAGGAGGGAAGAACAUCACCGCCAUUAGGAACAGCAGUGGUGCCAAAGUUAGGGUUUGCCCUCCUCCGCAUUGCGCCGCUAAAGACGAGGAGUUAGUUCAAAUAACUGGUGGAAUUUUUGCCGUAAAGAAAGCGCUGAUUGCUGUAUCUCGUUGUCUUCAAGAUUGUCCCCCAUUAAGCAAAAGUCCUGUUUCUUCUAGUACACCCACUGUUAGCUCUUCUGAUAGAUCGUCCUCUGAUCCCAAUGCUGAACUUUUUCCUCACCUUAAUUCAUUGUUAACCUCCAUGGAAGGUUUAUCUGUAUAUGAACGGACCACAAACUCUAAUGAAACCUCUGGCCGUGAUCCAAAAGGUGCGGAACACGAAGUUGUGUUCAGACUCCUUUGCUCUAAUAAUGUAGCUGGGAGCGUGAUUGGCAAAAGAGGAGCUAUAGUCAGAGCUCUGGAAAGCAAAACAGGUGCUUCUAUAAUCUUUGCAGCUCCUUUAAGCGAGUUUUCCGAGCGCAUUGUCACCAUUUCUGCUGUAGAGCACUGGCUUUUGUUCAUCCAGAGCCUUGAAUCUUGUAAUUCUCCUGCGCAAGAUGCUGUUAUUCUUGUCUUUGCUAGAAUUAUUGAAGAUCACAUCGGAAAGGGUUUUCUCCCAGUAUCUAGUAUGGAAUCACCUGUAACCUCAAGGCUUUUAGUUGCAAAAAGUACAGUAAAUUGCUUGAGCGGCAACGAAGGCCAGGCGAUUUCAGAAUUGAAAGAAGUAACUGGGGCUGAUGUACAAAUUUUGCAUGGAGAGCCAGUUCCUAAUGGUGCUACAGAUGAUGAUGUGGUGGUACAGGUACAUCUGUUGGGGACUUGGGACUUAGCUGAUAACAAAUAUCUUAUCAUGUUGCACUGGAUCACUGGAGGGUACAGAUGUGUACAAAAUGCCUUGUCUGCAAUCACUUGUAGAAUCAGGGAUAAUAUUUUGAACAAUGAGGUGGUUGCUCAAGCAAGACCGAAAUCUAAUUGGAAAGUGAACAAGGAUCCUGGAAAGGGUAAGCCUUUUAACCGGGGAAAAUCUGCUAAUACUUCCGGGAGGUUUCAGCCACGGAAUGCUGGGUUGCAUGCUGAAACAAUAUCACAAAAUGGAGAAUUGCAUACCGGUUUAAGUGAGAAUUUGGAACGUGGAAGAGGAAACAUGUUAGCUACGGUGACAAAUACUACUGUGGAGAUAGUGGUUUCUGAACAUGUCUUUGGGUCUGUUUAUGGUGAAGGCGGUGGCAAUUUGGAUCAAAUCAGACAGAUUUCAGGUGCAACUGUAACGGUUUAUGAUCCUUCCGUUGGUACAAGUGGAGGGAAAGUUGUGAUAUCUGGGACACCUGAUCAAACCUUUGCAGCGCAGAGCUUGCUUCAAGCCUUUAUUCAAACGGGACAAGUAAGCUGA
This is a messenger RNA of Sphenostylis stenocarpa, 2094 nucleotides long. NCBI's taxonomy places the organism in Eukaryota, Viridiplantae, Streptophyta, Magnoliopsida, Fabales, Fabaceae. The record is from the annotation of a GenBank genome assembly.